UUCCGUGUUCACUCGCUGCAAGAACUGAAUGAAGUUGACAGGCAAUAUUGUCCAUAAACUGUUGGCUACAUUUAAACCUUUAGGUCGUGAUAAAUAACGUCUUUCCGUGGAUUAUAUUGUAGUGAGGCUACAGCACGAAUACAUAUUCACCAUCAUGUUUACACGGGUGAGGUCCGCUGUUUCCAAUAUCAUUGGCGGCAUCAUGGCUUCUAGUUCAAAUGAGGAAAAUUAUAGCGGCCCAGAUUUACCGCUGAGAUUCCCUUACUCGAGACCGGACUUCCUUGGAAUGUCUCCAGAUGAGGUAGAGUGCUCUGCCGAUCACAUCGCGCGACCUAUUCUUAUUGUCAAGGAGACGAACCGAUUGCCGUGGUCCACCGGUUACGCAGAGGUAAUUAAUGCUGGUAAGAGUGCUCUGAAUGAAGACCAGGCAUGCUGUGAGGUGGUGGAGCUGAGGAGACGGCCUGCCGACCCUUCCAGCCCAAGCUACGUUCCCCCCACCAGGAGGCGAUCUUCUCUACCCAGCAGAGAUGCUCUGGAAGCCAGGGAGAGAACUCUCCCAACUGUGGAGAGCUCUGAACAGGAGGAGCUGUACUUUCACUACUGGGCUUUGUUUGAUGGACAUGCCGGUUCAGGCGCCGCCGUAUUUGCCUCUAAGCUUCUUCAUCUCCACAUUGAAGAGCAGCUCCAGGGUGUGCUAGAGAUCCUCCAGAAGCCCUCUCUUCAGCCUCCCACUUGCCUGGGAGAAGAGAACAGCCACCACUUGCACCCCUCCGGAGGGUCCUCUCAGCGUGCGCUGUCCAGGGUAGCAUCAUUGCGAGGUGCGGCAGGGGCCCCAGGCUCUCCCAACACUGUGGCACCACGCUUCUUCAUGGAGAAGAAGGUGAAGCAGGAGAGUCUGGUGAUUGGGGCAAUCGAGAACGCAUUCAAAGAGAUGGACAAGCACAUUGGCAGAGAGAGGAAUGUCUAUGAUAUCUCAGGAGGCUGUACAGCUUUAGUGGUGGUCUGUUUGUUGGGAACACUUUAUGUGGCCAAUGCAGGUGACAGCAGGGCCAUCAUCUUGCACGGUGGAGAGAUCAUCUCCAUGUCAAGUGCCUUCACUCCAGAGUCCGAGAGACAGAGACUUCAGUGUUUGGCUUUUACAGAGCCUCACUUGUUAGGGAAUGAAUUCACACACUUGGAGUUCCCCAGAAUGGUUUACAAGAAGGAGGUAGGGAAGAGGAUACUGUACAGGGACUACAGCAUGAAGGGCUGGGCAUAUAAAACCGUGCAGGAGGAUGACCUAAAGUUCCCUCUGGUUUUUGGAGAGGGGAAAAAGGCCCGGGUGAUGGCCACCAUUGGCGUUACCAGAGGGUUUGGUGAUCAUGAUCUAAAGGUUCAUGGAACAGACAUCUCCAUCAAACCUUUUCUCUCCUCCUGUCCAGAGGUGAAAGUGUACAACUUGGGGCAGUUUGAGCAUGGAGCUGAUGAUGUCAUGGUUUUGGCUACAGAUGGCUUAUGGGAUGUUCUCUCCAACCUGGAAGUUGCUGAGGCAGUCACUAGUUUCCUUGGAAACUGUGACCCUGACGACCAUCACAGGUAUACCAUGGCAGCCCAGGACCUGGUAAUGAAAGCUCGAGGGGUACUGAAUGACCGAGGCUGGAGGAUAGCAAAUGACAGGCUGGGCUCUGGAGAUGACAUAUCUGUUUACAUAAUUCCCUUGAUGUUUGGAAACAAACAGCAACAGCCAAGGUGACCAGUGGAGAGAGAGAAGCACUGGACAAUGAAUGGGAGGGCUAAUUAAGUCUUCACCAUGGCCUUUGCUGGCCCUAUAGUGUUUAACAAUUUUAAAGAUAUAAAGAAAUCACAAGAGCUAUAUUACGACUCCUGAAUGCUGAGUGGAGUUCAUGGUAGAUUCAGUGCUGUAAUUUUAACUUUGACAACCUGGAGGACUCAAUGUCAGUAUUCAACAAUACUAGUUACUGCUCUUGAUUUCCAGUUGAUAUUGUUCAAAAAGUACUGUUAACAGCCUGGCUGUGCUGAAGUCUUCCUCUUGCCUUCUGGUUAUCCUCUUAACACAGAUGAUUUUGUCUCUUUUCUCUUGUCCAUUCUAUGAAUGGAAAUGACAGUGAAUUUAGAGUUAGCAUACAUGAAUUAAUGUAAAUACAUUUAGAGUUGCAUUUGAAAAACAUCAGCUCUCUUUCCAUGGUGUUCUUUCUUUCCUGCAUAGCCUCAUGCGAGGAUCGAUUUUUUUCAGUCCCCCCCCCACCCCCACACACAGCCUGAGGAGCACCUCUGGAUUCAUCAUGUUGUAGGAACUGUGGUCUCAAAUAAAGGAAAACUCACUAGCUAAAAACCACAAUUUAUCGGUUACCGAUGUAAAUGUCCUACACUAAAUCUGAAAAUCAGUACAGUUAUAUAAAAAUAAAUCAACUGGUCUUUU
Molecule: messenger RNA, 2419 nt
Organism: Electrophorus electricus (electric eel)
Lineage: Eukaryota; Metazoa; Chordata; Actinopteri; Gymnotiformes; Gymnotidae
Gene: ppm1h
Product: protein phosphatase, Mg2+/Mn2+ dependent, 1H
Biological process (GO): protein dephosphorylation
Cellular component (GO): mitochondrion
Molecular function (GO): [pyruvate dehydrogenase (acetyl-transferring)]-phosphatase activity
Source: RefSeq, a predicted model, not a curated record